Molecule: messenger RNA, 3954 nt
Organism: Plectropomus leopardus (leopard coralgrouper)
Lineage: Eukaryota; Metazoa; Chordata; Actinopteri; Perciformes; Serranidae
Source: RefSeq, a predicted model, not a curated record
AGGAGGAGAAAAGACUCCAGGGCUUGUUAUGGAGUUCGUGUGAAAGAAACACGGAUUUCCACCCUUCUUUACCAGUUAAACCAGUAUCUCUGGAUAGAACACACUCAAGUACUUCAACAGGUAGAGUCUCUGACCGCAAAACUCUUUCGUGGCUCCUCUGAAAAUAAUCUCCCCCCUUUUCUCUCUCCGUUUCAAUUGAGUUUCCAGCCCUUUUGUUCGCUCUUCUUAUCACUUGGAAAAAGGUGAACCCUCGUGUUAUUUUUAUUUUAAUCUUUGCUUUAAUUGUAGUUUUUACCCUUGUGGUCCCUGAUGGCUUCGCACAGUGAUACUCUGGUGGUGUUCUUUGGGGCAACAGCUGGUGCAAAUGGGGGUAAACUGGGUUCGGAUGAGAGGGAAAUAAUUCUCUUGGUGUGGCAAAUUGUGGAUCUACAUGAGAAAAAGGUUGGGGAGCUUCAUAGAUGUCUUGUCAAGCCAGACACUUUGGAGCUGACAGACCAGUGUAAAGAAGAGACAGGUCUUACUGUGGACGACAUCAUUAAAGCUGAGCCCCUGGACAAAGUGCUGCAACAGUUCCAGCAGUCGGUAACAUCAGAAGUAAAAUGCCUCGGCAGAAGCUCUUUCGCACUGUGUGUUGACAGUCCCCUUGUUAUCCGGCAGGCCCUCCACCCCGAAGCCUCCAAAAAGAAUCUUGUCCUUCCUGAAUGUUUCUUUUCAUUUGUGGACUUGAAGAAGGAGUUUCAAAAAUGCUGCCCCAAUGCCAGCCCUGCGCAGAGGCUCACACUCACCUCCAUGUUGGAAUAUGUUGGGCUCCCUGCUGUUUCCGAGCAGUCGAUGGGGGUGAGGGAGGUGACCAGCAUGGUGCAGCUGACACUUGGCAUCCUGGCUGAGCCCUACAAUCACAAGUUCUCCUGUGUUGAAACAGUGAAGUACAAGUUUGAUUCCGGCACAUGUAAGACGGAGCCAGUGGACAGUGAAACAGUGAUCAGAGCGCGAGGGCUUCCAUGGCAGUCUUCAGACCAAGACAUUGCUCGCUUCUUUAAAGGCCUCAGUAUCGCAAAGGGUGGUGUGGCCCUGUGUCUCAACGCUCAGGGCAGGAGGAACGGCGAGGCCUUGGUGCGUUUCAUCAACUCAGAACACAGAGACUUGGCUCUGGAACGCCACAAGCACCACAUGGGCAGUCGCUACAUUGAGGUCUACAAGGCCACAGGAGAGGAAUUCCUCAAGAUUGCUGGAGGUACAUCUAAUGAGGUAGCCCAGUUCCUGUCCAAAGAGAAUCAGGUGAUUAUCCGUAUGCGAGGGUUGCCGUUCACCGCCACACCCCAGGAAGUGCUGUCCUUCCUCGGUCUUGAGAGCCCAGUUACAGAUGGUCCAGAGGGUCUGCUCUUUGUCAAGUACCCUGACGGACGGCCCACUGGUGAUGCCUUUGUGCUCUUCUCUUGUGAAGAGUAUGCCCAGAAUGCCCUGAAGAAGCACAAGCAGAUCUUGGGGAAGCGGUACAUCGAGCUGUUUCGGAGCACUGCGGCUGAGGUGCAACAGGUCCUGAACCGCUACAUGUCGGCACCUCUGAUCUCCACACUGCCCCCUUCACCCAUCGUGCCUGUGCCGGUCCUCGCAACGCCACCCUACCUUCCAGCAGCCAGCAGCACUCGCGACUGCGUCCGCCUCCGUGGCCUGCCCUACACUGCCGGCAUUGAAGAUAUACUGGAGUUCAUGGGAGAGCACACCGUUGACAUCAAACCCCAUGGAGUCCACAUGGUGCUUAACCAGCAGGGUCGACCCUCUGGCGACGCUUUCAUCCAAAUGAAAUCAUCUGACAAGGCGUUUAUGGUGGCCCAGAAGUGCCAUAAAAAGACCAUGAAGGACCGUUAUGUGGAGGUGUUCCAGUGCUCCACAGAGGAGAUGAGCAUUGUGCUGAUGGGAGGAACCCUGAACCGCAGCGGCCUCUCCCCUCCACCCUGCAAGCUUCCCUGUCUGUCUCCGCCCACUGCCUACGCUGCCUUCCCCACCCCACCCACAAUCCUCUCUGAGGCUGCCCUCUACCAGCCCCCGCUGCUGGCUGCUCCCAGACCACCUCAGACAGCCACACACAGCCCAGCUCACACUCUGGCCUACUACCCCCCUCAGCCACACCUGUACAUGAAUAUGAACAUGAACUACACAGCUUAUUAUCCCAGUCCCCCAGUUUCCCCUUCCACAGUUAGCUACUUUGCAGCUCCACCAGGUGCAGUCGCAGCAGCAGUCGCAGCCCAAUCCCACCCAGCUGCAGCCGCAGCCUCCUCUGUGCUGCCUCAACCUGGCGCCCUGGUCAGGAUGCAGGGUCUGCCCUACAACACUGGAGUCAAGGACAUCCUCAGCUUCUUCCAGGGAUACCAGUACGCCCCUGACGAGUACAGCGGCAUGGUUCAGAUGAGCGAACAGGCCAGGAGUCUGAUUCAGCCCAAAGAAUGGCUCUGUCUUUAGGGACUCAUCCCCAAGCUCCAGCCAGAUGCUAUCCUCAUCUUGUACAACUUUAGUGGCCAGUGCAGCGGCGAGGCUUUGAUCACCUUCCCUAGCGAGGAGAUCGCCAGGCGGGCUGUAGCCGAGCGCUCCAGUCACCCCUUCUACGGCCAGCGGGUCCACAUGGUCUUAUGUAACUGACCACUAGCCCUUUAUCCCUCCUCCUCCUCCCUUUCCCAUAAUUUGACCUCCCAUUGAAGAGCACUCGCCCCCCAAAUUCAAUGUCAUUCAUCAAAAGCUUUCCCAGUUGAUCCCAGUGUCACUUCAAACGGCUGUUGAACAUCUCACUUUGCCAUGAUCUCCCAUUAUUAACGCACAGCUUACUUUGCUGGCUGUGACACUCCUGAAGCUGCUGUUGGAUUUUGGACAUCCACUGGUGAAGUAGCUGAUGUCAGCAAAGCUUCAUUUCAGGCUAAUGACAUGGACAUCGCACGUAGCAUUUCUGUGCUUAUUUACUGUAAUAGCUGGUUGUGGGGACUAGAUGUUGUGGAGCCCGGACAAAUAUGCAUGCACAUUCAAAUGCUCUAUAUAUGUGUUCCUCCAUACGACUGUACAGAUGUUCAUCCUGAUAUGCUUGAGGCUGUACAAACAAUGUCUGCAUGUAAUCUUUUCUGUAUAUUUCUAGAUUUUCACUCUAAACCACUACAAGUUUUUGACUUUUCAAAGUUUAUGAUCUUUUUGUGUUAGCUUGAUGCAAACACAAAUGUGUGUAUGUGCAUGCACAAUGUUUAUUGAGUUGAUGGCCUCCAGCGAUGCAGUGGUGCCAUUAAAAAGAGAGAAAGAAGCCAUAAGGACUGACUUCGACUACUGAAACCGGAAAUAUCAAACUGUACUGCUCAUCUGUCGUGGAUUUGAACUGUCUGAGCUCCAGUGACUAUUAAUUAAAACUACAGCAACAUCACAGAAGUGCCAGUGUACCAUCUAAUAUGUAAUAUUUUUUUUUCUGUUAAAAGCAUUUAUGUGUGACAUACAGGGUGUCAUCCCAUUUAGAUCUUUUCUAAGCACUACACAUUUAUUUGCACCAAUCUGAGUUUAGUGACAGAGCGUCUGUAAUGACAGAUUCAUUCUGUUUUUAUGAAUUCCAUCUCCUUAAUUUUUUUUAGGAUUUGUUAUGAAAUAUAAAAGGGGACAGAGGCGUAUACAAUGAUCGACCUCAGCUACUAGAUCUCUUCUGUUUUGGUUUCCAGACUAUUUAUAGCGAUCAGUCUGAAGCUGCUUUAAUUCCUGCUUAUGACCGAGUACUGUGUAAAAGCUGCAUGGGUUUUUCCUGUGACAGGCCUGCUGACAGCUGGCUUAGAUUUUUUCCCCUCUUUACUGUGCCUACAUUACCCAGAGUGCAAUACUGGCCCAAACAAGGCUAGAUCAACCUCUGGUGGCAGAGGAGAUUUGUGUUUUGUUGCAAGUUUGACACUAUUAUGUAUGUAUGUAUGUUUAUAAGAAUGUAAACAAUAAAUGUUG